AUAACAGAAAGCUUUGGUCAUAAAGCUGUCAGACCUCAGCAGAUUCUCCUCUCUGUAUUGAUGGAGACCUUGGAGGGAAGUGAACUCUGCUUUCCACAACUCCUCAACACCUCCUGCAGGAAGCCAGUGCGUCCUCAUUUUGAGACCAUGCUGAUUUACAUUCUGCUGUCCUCCAUCUCUCUGCUCACUGUAGUUCUUAACCUGCUGGUCAUCAUCUCAAUCUCCCACUUCAAGCAGCUCCACACCCCCACCAACCUCAUCCUCCUCUCUCUGGCUGUUUCAGAUUUCUUCGUGGGUUUCGUAAUGUGCUUUCAAAUUAUUCACUUAGAUGGCUGCUGGUUCCUUGGUGACCUCAUGUGUGCUCUGGGUCAGUAUCUAGCAUACAUUAUUACUUCUGCCUCAGUAGGAACCAUGGUGCUUAUAUCUGUUGACCGCUUUGUGGCUAUUUGUCAUCCUCUGCAUUACUCCACUGAAAUCACUGAAAAAAGAGUUCAAGUCUGUGUUUGUCUGUGUUGGGUGUGUUCUGUAAUCUUUCAAAGUCUGAUUCUGAAGGAUAUCCUGGAAAAAACAGGCAGGUAUAUAUCCUGUGUUGGAGAGUGUAUCAUUGUUGUUAACUACAUUGCUGGACUUGUAGAUCUUAUUUUUUCCUUCAUUGUUCCCAUUACUGUUAUUGUUGUUCUCUAUAUGAGAGUUUUUGUGGUGGCUGUGUCUCAGGCUCGUGCCAUGCGGUUGCAUAUUGCAGCUGUCACACUCCAGAAAUCAGUGAAAGUAACUGCUAAAAAAUCUGAAAUGAAAGCAGCCAGGACUCUUGGUGUUGUUGUAGUUGUGUUUCUAAUAUGUCUCUGCCCAUAUUAUUGUGUUGCUCUUACAGGCCAAGAUAACUUGCUCAAUGCUUCAUCUGCAACUUUUGUAAUAUGUUUGUCCUACUUUAACUCCUGUCUAAACCCUUUGAUUUAUGUCCUUUUUUAUCCCUGGUUUAGAAAAACCAUUAGGCUCAUUGUUACAUUUAAGAUAAUGCAGAGUGAUUCCCGUGAAGCCAAGAUGUUGUAAAGAGACUCUGCAUGGUUCCUGCAAUUAGACACUCAGUAUGGUCAUAGUCAUAGUUUUUGAAACUGUGAACAUAUUCAUACCCGCAUUAAUGGAUACUCUUUUUUUUUUGCUUUUUUUUUUAUAAAGCGUGUGCUUUUUACAAGUUGCACACACACUUUAAGUUAGGGUGUUUACACACUUGGCCCUUUUCAGCCCUCCAAACAAAGAACAAUUAGUCUGCAUUUUUUUGUAUUUUAGCCAGGUCCACUGCAACAUGGGUGUGCAUCACGCUCAUAGGGCAGCCAAAUGAUCAUUGAUCAGAAUGUUAUAUCCAGGGUGCAGCACCUAGUGUUACCAUGUUUUGUUAUCAUUUUAUGUUCAGCUUGCUUCUCUAUCUCUCUCCUCUGCAGGGCAGUGGGCAGGGUUCAGCUCCACACACAAGUGGACAACUCAAGUGAAGUAGAAAUAUUAAACCUGCUUUGCCAACAGUUGUUACAGCCACAGCAUUCCUGUCUGCUAUAAAUCUGUCCACCUAGCUACGCACAGAGGUUGACCAAAGUCUUGUCUCCCACAAAAGCCUUAUUUAUUUCAAACAGUGUCUGAAACAUAAUUAGCUCAUAAAUCCUCAUAAAUCAACCUUAACUGACAUCAUACUUACUAACAGACCACACACAUACCCUGCCUCUGGAGUUUUUACACUUGGUGUUAGUGAGCACUGCCUUGUUACUCUAAUAAGGAUUAAAGCUGUCUGUAUGUAGUCUAAGGGGCCGUCCACACGAAUACGUUUUUUUCAAAUCUGGAUAAAUACUUUAUCGUAUCGGCCUCGCGUCCAGACGGAUACGGCGUUUUUGGGGUGUGAAAACUGUAUUUUUUUAAUAUGGGUCCCAGAGUGGGAAAAUCUGAAAACGCCGGAUUGCCCGGAGUUGUCUGGACGACAACAACAACAACAAUGGCGGACUACAACUACUUGUUUGUAAACAGUGCCUGACCUUUAUACGCAUGCUAUAAGAGAAUUUACCGCUUCACUCCACAUGCAAGAUUUAUUUGCAUCAAUACAGGAUACAAGCAAACCGAGUUGUCUCGAGAAUCAACUAACUUGAACAAAGAACAUCAUUCUAUUAUAUUCCUCUUUCCCAAGGGUGUCUAUUGGUGACGUGUAAUGUCUGAUAAACAGUAGUCAUAACACAUCUGAUGCCCUACUCUCCAGGAGACAGCCUUGGUCUUUGGAAUGUGCUUAGCUCAUGGCACAAUGAAUAACACUCUCCUAACUAGUGUGAGACAACCAGAGUGUGAAUACAUGAGGAUUAACAUACAUGAACAUAAAAUAUUAUACUGUAAGCCUGUAAAAUUAAACAUGAAAUAACACAACAUAAUAUAGUUUGCUUCAUGUUCACAGAACCUUAUCCCUGAAUGCAUUUUCCCAAUACACCACAAAUCUGAGAGGACACGAGGAAGGACUGAUAUUGACUGAUGUCUGUGUUUGAUGUCAGUAAUAUUAUUUAUUUUAUUAAAAUUUUAGAUUUGUUUACAGUUUAUACAGUGACUUUGCUGUUGUAAACGUUAUUGUUGCUGUUCAAGACAGAACAUUUAGUUAUAUUAAAUAUAGAAAAUACUGUAUAUUCUACUCCUGUUCAAAACUGCAAACUGUGUUAUUGUGUAUAUAUAUUAGUGCUGUCAAACGAUUAAAAUAUUUCAUUAAUGUCAUA
Messenger RNA from Dicentrarchus labrax (European seabass), 2735 nucleotides. Its product is annotated as trace amine-associated receptor 13c-like. Bases 61 to 1050 code for a protein of 329 amino acids. Gene Ontology annotation, molecular function: trace-amine receptor activity. The record is from RefSeq and is a predicted model, not a curated record. Gene Ontology annotation, biological process: G protein-coupled receptor signaling pathway. Lineage: Eukaryota; Metazoa; Chordata; Actinopteri; Moronidae. Gene Ontology annotation, cellular component: membrane. The transcript is spliced from 2 exons.